ACUAUGCUUUUGAUGCUUGGGGACAAGGAACUAGCGUGACAGUCUCUAAUGGAGCUUCCAGCGCCCCCGUUGUCUUCCCAUUGAGUCCUAGUGAUGACCAAAACGAGGGGGACGGGCAGAGGCUCACUGACUCCAACGUUAGCAUCGGUUGCCUCGUCAAAGGAUACUUUCCUGAACCAGCCACAGUACAAUGGAAUUCAGGCGCCAUCACCAGCGGAAUCCACAACUUCCCUCCAGUUCAUUCAUCUGGCCACUAUACUCACGCCAGCCUGCUCACCAUCCCCAUCACCCAGUGGGAAUCUGAGUCAUUCCAUUGCAACGUUGAGCAUGCAGCCACCCACACCACAAUUAGCAAAAAAAUUGAGCGAUGUGAAUCCCAUGAACCAGUGGCUCCUGCAGUCCAUCUGCUCCAUUCUCCUUGCAGCCCAAAAGGAAAGGAUGGAACCAUAGCGCUGGUGUGCUUCAUUGAGAAUUUCUACCCCAAAGAAAUUGAGGUUGAAUGGCUGGUGGGCAGCCACAGUGGAUUGCUGACUUCUUACACCGAACCUCCGAAGCGUGAUGCGAAAAAGUACACUUACAGUACCCACAGCUUCGUGAACGUCACUGAAGGAGAUUGGUUGGAAGGAAAUACUUACUACUGCCAGGUAACCCACGCAGCAUCACAAACAAGGACAAAAAGCAGAGCCAGGAAAUGUGAAGGUAAUCAUUUAUAUAUAUAAAUGGCUGUGUGUGUGUGUGUGUGUCUG
Thamnophis sirtalis is the source of this 746-nucleotide messenger RNA. Lineage: Eukaryota; Metazoa; Chordata; Lepidosauria; Squamata; Natricidae. The record is from RefSeq and is a predicted model, not a curated record.